AGAACAUAAAAACGAUUAAACUAGCUGCUUAUCAAUUCCAUGUUAAAAGUGCUCGGAAACAGGAAAUGAUUAUAAUACACCCAGUUGCGACAGUGUGUGUAUUAUAAAAGAUGUACAUUUUCAAAACGAGAGCUUGUGUGAGUGUGUGUGUGUAUUAAACAAACGUCCGGGCGCACAGUCUAGCGAGCGCAGAGCAUCACAUUCGUCGCGGGAGGCGUUUUGGCGCUCGAGUGUCGCCUGCUUGGGGGUUAUCUAUAACAAAACCUGGCUGAGCCAUGUGCUUCUUAAUUAUUAUUACGAGAGCAGUGUGCCAGCCAAGUUGAAAGCAGUUUGACGUGUGCGAGAAGUGAAACAAAUUUUGGUUUAUUUUUCAAAUCCAAAUUUAUACUUCUACAAGGAAAAGUUCAGCGGGGAAGUGGCGUGAGGCCCACAGUGAUAAGCCGCGCUGACCACAAUCGUGCAUUUAUUCCUGGUUCAUACAUUCGAGUGUACACUUGGGCCGAUUUCUAGCCUCAACCACUCACGCUUCAUCUGCACUAUGUGUGGCAAUGUGUAAAAUGAAGCUGAGGGAGGUUGCAUUGGUUCUUUUUCUUCUUGUGCUAAUCCAAGGAGGAAAAGGGAACAAUGUGUCAACGGAGGCUAACGCUGAUAAAUCCAUAGAAGGCAAAAAUAAUGGACCAAAAGCUUUGGAUAAAUCAAAUGAUUCUUUGAGCUCAAAUCUAUCCAGUUCAGAUCCUACUGAAGAAGCCCCUGUGACAACACCAGCAACGAAAAACACAUCGCUUGCAUCAAAAGUCACUCAACCAGUCUCUACCAGCCAGUGGUCAACUUCUUCAACAACACUGGGAGUUAGACAGCCAGCAGGAGUAACGACAGGAAAUGAGCAAACUUCGGCCAGUAGCUUUGCUCCUAUAAAUGGACCCCCGACUACCCAACAAAUCAAUGCGUCAACAUCUGCAUUUCCAUCAACGAUCACUCUAACAACAAUUGUAAUGGGAAGCACGUCAAAACCUAGAGCGGUCAUGACAAAGCAAAGUUCUGCUCCUUCAAAUGGACCCUUGUCUACCAACAAAUCUAUUGUGUCAUCAACAACCCCGAUUCCAUCAACAAGUACUCUAAUUACGGCUACAGAAGAAGUCUCUUCAACACUAAUUACAUCCCAAGAUGAAAACUCAAAAAUUGAGGAAAAUACUGCUUCUAUCAGAUCUGAGAGCCAAACAUCAACGGAAAACACUGACAGUAGCGCAUCUGGCGCUGGAAUUCCCUCCACCGACUCCAGCAAAGAGCCAGCUUCUCCCGACAUCACAGAAACCCGACCAACAAGCACCAAAGAAAACACUAAGUUCAGUACGGCCACAACUGCUGAUGAAAAACCGCGAAGCUCUACACUUUUGACUGAAUCCAUGACUCCAGGUGAACUUCUACCCUCACCGCAAGCCGUUAAUGCAGACGACUUAUCUGCAACAACUAACAAGGCGGCCAAAUCUGAUCCAACGACAACUGACAGGACUUCCGCAAGAUCCACCCAAAAAAAUAAUGCAAAUGAUGCUGCCUCAACUGAGAAGACAAGUACAGUCGGGACCAACAAUGGCGAAAUAAAUGGAAGUUCUGCCCGACCAGCACAGACCACAGAGAAAUCCUCUACAGCAAGCGAAGAUGAGACAAUAAGAAUGUUGGAUCCACGACCGACUACCAGUGAUGGAUAUGCAUCCUCUCUAUCCACGAAUUCAAUUGAUACAAGUACUGACAACGCUCCAACAACGACAGCCGUUUUCGGAGAUACCACUGAAAACAACACAACAUGCGUUUCCAAGUUGGUUCAAAACUUGAACACAUCUAGUGAAACAUGGAAGAUUAUAGUAAGCUGGGAAUCACCAUGCAAAGGGAAAGAGUACACAUUUUCGAUCACUAAGAAUGAGACUUGCUUAAAUCCUGCUGACCCGCAAACCAAAAAUACAAACGAAACGAGCAUGAUCUUCGACACUGGUUUGAGGGGCGAUUGCAAUUACACGUUCAGUGUGGCCGCUCGUCUCUUGAAUGAUGCGACCAAUGAUGCAAUGAUUGUUACAUCAGAAUCAACGAGUCUAAGAAAACAUAAUGCUGAAUUAAAAGUGGAGAAAAUAAAAGCAGAAUGCAGAUGGAAUCUUUCAUGGAUUCCAGAAUCCGAAGAGGUUGCUGACAUAGAAAUAAUAUCCAUGACCAAGACUAAAAAAAUAAACGCGACUUCUGGAACGGCAACAGUGGAGUACGCAGACCUCCAACUCAAGGAGCGAGCAAUUAUAAAACUUAGCUUUACCAACAACAAGUCAGUAACAAUACCUGUCGGUGAAUCAGAAAUCUAUGAUAACGGAACCAGUGCAGUGCGAAAUCUCAAAUUUAACGAUUCAAAAAAUUUACUGUCGUGGGAAAAACCAGAAACUAUUUGUGGCUCAGUGAAAAAUUACGAAGUUAAAAUCAAUGGUAAUAAAACCUAUAACACCAAAGAAGGCUCGCUAGAGUUUCGUGUGGAUGAGAACGUAAUAGAGAUCCAGGAAAAUGCGACAGCAGUGGUCACACCUCUUGACAGUAGCGACAAAGCUGGCGAGCCAGCAGAAGUAAAUUUUACCAAAAAGGACGACAUUCCGCCAGAGCCCUCCGAUAGUGCUCAAGCAAAUAUAACUGGAUCCGCUGACGCGUCAAAACCGUCAAGACAAGUGGUUAUUAGCUGGCCUAAAAAUCUCUUUGGAUCGAAAGAAAUUGUUCGAUGGGAAGUACUGAUACAAAACAGCUCGGUUGCAGACAGCGAAGCUGAGACAGGGGGAUAUGAAGUUAAUGCAAAAAAGCCACUCAAAUGGAUUGAAUUUACCCAGGGCCAAAAAGGGUUUUACAGGCCUACAAAAGACGACUGGAAGCCUAAAGAAGAAGGAGGGAAAUAUUUCCUGGUGGUGGGCACUGAGGAGUGCAAUAAUGAAAAAGACUACUGCAACGGACUUCUCAACCCAAACACAAAAUACACAUACAAAAUCAGGGGCUUCAGCAAAAUUGGUUUCAGGGACUCACGUGCACUGUCUGUUGAAACAGGAGAGUACACGGGGGUGGCGAGCCAAAUUGUAGUUUCCAUUUUGUUCAUCGCCAUAGCUGGAGUGGUAAUGUUUGGAUUGUACUACACCAGGAGGAAUCAUCCAAGAUGCAUACAAAAAGCCAUGAUAUAUCUCAGACCCCUGAGACAGUCUCGGGAUCCAAUUUUGGAAAUGCAAGAAAAGAGACCACUUGUCAGCAAAGCCAUUCCGAAGGAUGAGUUUUCCAAAUACUUGGAAGAGUUGUUGAAUAUUGAUGAAAACGAGGAGACAAACGAGCUCGCCGAGCAGUUCAAACAACUCGCUCUGCUAAGCCCACCCCCGCCUUCGACGCAUCCUGAAAACUAUUCGGCGGCGAUGAUCCAGUAUAACAAGCACAAAAAUCGAUACAUCAACAUUUUGCCAUAUGACAGCACGCGCGUUGUGCUCAAGCAGAUCAGCCCCAAUGACCCGGAAUCGGACUACAUCAACGCAUCAUACGUGAAAGGUUUCAGCGGUGAAACGGAGUAUAUUGCUUGCCAAGGCCCACGUGCCGACACGGCCGAGGAUUUUUGGCGGAUGGUUUUCGAAAAAGACGUCUGCGUAAUAGCCAUGGUCACCCACUUGGAGGAGAAGGGAAAAGAAAAGUGCCACAAAUACUUUCCAGACAUGAGAGAGACGAUUCGAUACGAAAUGGUAGCAGUCAAGUGUGUUUUGCAAGCGGAUUUUCCUGUCUUUACCAGAAGAACCUUUUUGGUCCAAGAGACCAACGGAGUUCUCUUGAAAACCGUGAUCCACCUCCACUUCAAAGAGUGGCCUGACUUUGGAUGUCCUGAAACGACCGAUUUGCUCUUGAAUUAUACCAAAAACGUGAGAGAGGCCGCGAAUGAGCAUAAGGGAGGGUUAAUGCUGGUGCACUGCAGUGCUGGGGUUGGCCGCACCGGAACUCUAAUAGCGCUAGACAUACUGCUCCAACAGAUCAGAGUGAGCACCUCAUUCAACAUUUUCGACACCAUUUUGCAAAUGCGAUACCACCGAAUUAACAUGGUGCAAACUGAGGCGCAGUACAAGUUCAUUCACGAGUGUGUGCGGGACGCAAUCGAAGAGGAGAAGAAAAAUGGACAAUGGUUUGCAAUUGGAAAUGGCGGAGCAAACAAACAAGACCCAAUCUACCAGAACUUAAACAAAGAAAAAUCUGUGAGCAUCAUAACAGAGAUCAAUGAAAUCGACGACGAGGUGGACUCCGAGAUCGAGAAAAGCGCAGAGGGGAAUUCGACUGAGGGUACACAGGACCAAAUUUACCAAAACGUGAACAAAGAAAGGCCCCGUAGCAUUAAAAUAGAGGUAAAUGAAGUGAAGGACAAGGUUGCCGUCGGUGUCGAUUUUUCGUCUGACUUUGGUCAACAAAAGCCUACUGACAUUGAUUUAAUAAAAAAUCAUGCUAAAGACGAGGUGGCCACCGUAAUUGAGAAAAGCGCGGAACAGAAUUCUCCUGGGGAAAAUCAAGAUCCAAUUUAUCUGAACGUGAGUCAAGAAAAGCCUCCUGAAAGCCAGGAAUCUAAGAACGACGGGAGUGGGGAAAAACCCACUCAACCCAUCAUUCCAGUUUUGCAUUUGGCAAAUGCUGCAGAAGCAACCAAUGAGAAUGUAGAAAUGACAGAAGAAAUCGUGCCUUUAGUUGAACAGUCAGAAACUCUAGAGGUCACAAAAUUGUGACUUGACUUUAUAUAAGACUUACUUAAAUUAUUUACCAUGUCAAUUGUUUUUAAAAGUCCAAACAUUCCAGACGGAAAUUUCAAAAAGAUAGUUAUAAUCUGAGCGAAGAGCUCCAUGCCAAAUAUUUAGCUCCACUAUGUAUUUAUCGAUUUGUACAUAUUUAAAUUAUUGUUGAGUAUUCAUUUGUUAAUUAAUUGUAGCCAGGUUUUCUGGGGGAACAAUCAAAUAUACUAAAUAACCCGAUAUUGCUUCUAACAAUAAACUUAAUACCAUAUAUUUUUAGCAGUUGUUCGCGCAAUGUUAUGAGUUGAACUGGAUAAAUAAAUUUAAAAAAAUAAA
Molecule: messenger RNA, 5090 nt
Organism: Cloeon dipterum
Lineage: Eukaryota; Metazoa; Arthropoda; Insecta; Ephemeroptera; Baetidae
Product: receptor-type tyrosine-protein phosphatase eta-like
Exons: 24
Coding region: 549-4751 (1400 amino acids)
Biological process (GO): protein dephosphorylation
Molecular function (GO): protein tyrosine phosphatase activity
Source: RefSeq, a predicted model, not a curated record